AUGGCCAUAUUACGCACAGAUUGCAUUGAGAGACCCCUACGCAUUUGCUUUAAGAUGAUGGGUCAAUUAAUCGGAUCUCAUCCCUGGUUGUUCUUGAUUGCCCCUCUUUUUCUCUCGACAUGUCUUGGGAGUGGAUUUUAUCUUCUGCAGGACAAAAUGUCAAACGAUAUCGAAGAGCAGUUCACGCCUUUUGAUGGACAAGCCAAGCUGGAGAGGAAAUACAUCCAAGACACUUUUCCUGGAAAUGACUCCACGUUUUCGCGUUUAAGGUUGAGCACGGAUGGGGAUUAUGCAACUGUUAUAGCUACAAGUGACAGGAAUAUUUUGACUGUGGACUCACUCCAAGACAUCCUAGAUUUAGAUGUUAAAGUUAGGAAUAUGGUAGUGCAGUUUAACAACCAGUCAUUUGAAUAUGUGGAUGUUUGUGCUGAGGUGAUGGGAUCCUGCCACUCCAAUGACAUUUUAGAUAUAAUUGAAAACAUUGCAAACAAUAUAGACACAGUCAAUUUGACAUAUCCGUGGUAUAACUUAAAUGUUAGUAGCUUUCCUUUGUAUUUGAGUCUGGGGAGUGUGAAAUUCGACAAUGAGAGCUCAGUAGUUGAAAGUGCUGAAGCCAUACAGCUCUAUUACUAUUUACGUGAGGACAACAAAACAAAGACGGACCUUUGGUUGGAAAGCUUCAUUAGUUUAGUCUCAAACAUGUCAUCAACUUCCAUUCAGGUGUCUUAUUCCACCUCCAUGUCGAUGCAGUGGGAAUUUGAAAAAUCUCCGGGGUCUGUCAUCUAUUUGUUCUCCAUCACCUAUGCCAUUGCCAUCACCUUUUCCAUCAUAUCAUGUUGGAGGUUGGAUAAUGUGAGGACGAAGGUGUGGGUGGCAGCCUGUGGUGUUCUCUCCACAGGUCUGGCAGUCCUGAGUGGAUUUGGACUGCUGUUGUUGUUGGAUCAACCUUUUGUCAUGACAGUUGCCUCCUGUCCUUUCAUGAUAUUAGGUAUUGGACUGGAUGACAUGUUCAUCAUGAUCUCCUGCUGGCAGAGGACCUGUGUUCUGGAUAGCGUCCCUGAUCGGCUGGCUGAGACCUACAAAGACGCUGCAGUCUCCAUUACCAUCACCACCCUGACUGACGCGCUGGCUCUCUUUCUGGGCUGCAGCUCGCCCUUUGGUUCCGUCCGCUCGUUUUGCCUGUACGCUGGGGUUUCUAUUUGCUUCUGCUAUUUGUACAGCAUCACUUUCCUGGGGGCGUGUAUGGCUUUCAACGGAAAAAGGGAAGCAGAGAACAAGCACUGGUUCACUUGUGCCAAAAUCCCUGAAGACUUACCCUCCAGCAGCUCAAAAGCCUUUGGUAUGUGUUGUGUUGGGGGGAGCUAUGAUCGAAUCACUGAAAAGGAGGAAACGGAGGUUGUGAGUCACAUGUUUGAGCGGUUUUACGGCCCGUUUUUGACUCAUAAAUCAAUAAAAGUUUGUGUAUUUUUCAUUUAUGCAGGCUAUCUGGCUGUUAGCAUCUAUGGCUGUUUUAACUUGAAUGAAGGACUCGACAUCAAGAAUCUGGCUUUGGAUGAGUCAUACCUCAUCAAUUACUACAACAAUCAAGGGCAACACUUUGCCGAAUAUAGCUGUAACGUGAUGGUAGCAGUGAAGCAACCAUUGGCAUACUGGGAUGCGGACGAACAGAAGCAUCUGCAUCGAUGCAUUUCAAAUUUUGAGAGUUUGAACUUUGUCAAUGGCACUUUGGCUUGGUUUCUCUCCUUUGUACAGUAUGCCAAUGCCACCAAUCUUAAUAUACAAUCUCAAGAGUCUUUCCAAACACAUCUAUCAGAUUUUUUAGAACUCAACACCAUGUUCAAACAUGACAUCAACUUCACCACGGAUAACAAUAUUCAGGCAUCUCGAUUUUUUGUCCAGACACUCAACAACGCAUCCACAAAGGACAUGAUGAUUGGACUUAGGAAAACCGCAGAGGAAUGCCCAGUAGAUCUCCUUGUGUACCACCCCGCUUUCAUCUACUUUGACCAGUAUACCGUCAUCAUGGACAACACCAUUCAAACCGUCAUGGUGGCUGUGAUCGUGAUGCUAGGUGUCUCGCUCAUCCUAAUACCCAGUCCUCUUUGUUCCUUUUGGGUGGCUUUUGCAAUUUGUUCAGUCAUUGUUGGUGUGGUGGGGUUCAUGGCGCUCUGGGGUGUAAGCCUGGACUCCAUCUCCAUGAUCAACUUGGUCAUGUGCAUCGGUUUUUCCGUAGACUUCUCUGCACAUAUUUCAUAUUCUUUCGUCUCUAGCCCUAAGAGUGACGUCAAUGGGAAAGCCAUCGAUGCCUUGGCUCGUUUAGGGUAUCCGAUACUCCAAGGAGCACUGUCUACUAUUUUAGGAGUGGUGGUGCUGUGCAUGUCCGGGAGUUACAUCUUUAGGACGUUCUUCAAGAUUGUGUUUCUUGUGAUAACAUUUGGCCUGUUCCAUGGACUAGUGUUCAUUCCAGUAUUUCUGACUCUUUUUGGGGCCUUUGGGAAGUGGUUUUAA
Molecule: messenger RNA, 2508 nt
Organism: Eleginops maclovinus (Patagonian blennie)
Lineage: Eukaryota; Metazoa; Chordata; Actinopteri; Perciformes; Eleginopidae
Gene: ptchd3b
Product: patched domain-containing protein 3
Exons: 4
Coding region: 1-2508 (835 amino acids)
Cellular component (GO): membrane
Source: RefSeq, a predicted model, not a curated record